Messenger RNA from Rotaria socialis, 1275 nucleotides. Lineage: Eukaryota; Metazoa; Rotifera; Eurotatoria; Philodinida; Philodinidae. The record is from the annotation of a GenBank genome assembly.
AUGGAGCCGAAUGUAUGUGCAUUAAUUGAUGAAACUUCAUCAUCAUCAUGUUCUUUAUUCUCAUCAUCAUCAUCAUCAUCAUCAUCACCAUCACCACCGUCAACUAAAAUUACAAUCCGUAAAACAAUAACAAACAAACGAAAAACAAUGUUAACAGUCAACGGUUAUGAUUUUCAAAUGAAGAACUACAAUAAAACUAAGACAAUUAAAUUUUGGCGAUGUGCUAAUCGGGACUGUGGUGUUUUAUUACAUACAAAUCUUAACGAUGAAUUUUUACGUUUUUCUGGUAACAUGUUCGAUCAUUCGCAUUUACCAAAUCCAGCUGCAUUAGAGGUUCGAACUCUAAGAGAACGAAUGCGACAACGAGCUGAACGAGAAUUAUUACCUCUACAGGAAAUCGCUGAACAAGAAGUACGAAAAGGUUUACUGAGUGGUGAAGCUCUUGCAGUUUUACCAAAUAUUCUUAAUCUUGGUCAUAAUUUAGUACAUAAUCGUCGACAAGUGAUGCCACCACUUCCAAAGACAGAUACGUUCAACAUUCCGGAUGCAUACAAAAAAGAUCUCAAUGGUAAUCGUUUGUUAUUGCAUGAUAGUCAUGAUCCACAAUUUCAAAUUGGUCAAUCAUUAUGUACACAACCUGAAGGAAGAAUUCUUGUUUGGUCAUCGGAUAUGCAAUUCAAAUUAUUGUUCGAUAGUGAAAAACUAUAUAUGGAUGGGACUUUCUCCACUACCCCACAAAAUUUCGAACAGGUUUAUAUAAUUCAAGUUAUUCACCAUGAUACAUGUAUACCAGCGGUGUAUGCACUACUUCCUAAUCGAAAAACGACCACCUAUAGCUAUUUAUUUCAUGUUCUAUUUUCCGAAGCGAAAAAGAUUGGUAAAACAUUCGCUCCAAUUUUGAUCAUGACCGAUUUUGAACCGGGUGUUACCCGAGCGAUUGCGCUUGAUUUUACGGAAAAAAACAUUCAAAAAGGUUGUUUUUUCCGUUUUUGCCAAGCAAUUUAUAGAAAAGUUCAAUCAAAUAGUUUAUCAACAGCUUACCUCGAAGAUAUUAGAAUGCGGAGUGUUAUUCGACAAUUGAUGGCUUUGGCUUUAGUACCUCAUGAACAUGUUUCAUUAUUAUUCGAUCACCUUCUUGAAGGACUUGAUGAGCAUGAACGUGAACAGUUGGAUGGGAUAUUCAAAUACUUUGAAACCCAAUGGUUGCGACAAACAAACAUGUGGAUUGUUUUCAGCAUUUCUGACAGAACUAAUAACUACAGUGAAGGUAUGUAA